This is a messenger RNA of Candidula unifasciata, 658 nucleotides long. The record is from the annotation of a GenBank genome assembly. Lineage: Eukaryota; Metazoa; Mollusca; Gastropoda; Stylommatophora; Geomitridae.
AUGAGUAGUUACGCUCUUUCAGCCACACCAACCCAGGACCACCAUAACCUCCACCACGUCGCAAGUGGAAUCAAUAACAGCAGCAGCACCAGCAUUCACCAGCACAACGGUUUCUACUACCCAUUUCCCUCCAACUUUGACAAGUUCCAGCAGGCCUACCAGAAUGCCAACCUGCUGAAUUACGGCAGCAAGCCCAACUUCAGCGUCAGUCAUAUUUUAGACUUGAAACGAGGCGGAUCCAACUUCAACGACGAAGACGAGGAGGACGACGAAGAAGAAGACAGCGACGAUAACGUUGAUAACAAAGGUUUGCCUAAUCUAGCUAGCAGUAACGGUAAUUCAACCCAGCCCAGUAGCCAUAACGCCAUGUUCUCUAGCGGUGCAGAUGUUGGAAGUCCCAUCCAGCACAGACAGAGCCUGUCCCACAAUCUCCUGCACCUACACCACAGCCAUAACAACAACAGCAGCAGCAACAGCAGUUUUCAAUGCCAGGGCUCCCAGUCGCCCAGAGAGCACUCGAGACUGGCCGAUAGAACUCCACCAAGUCCUCGGUGUGGAAGAUCAUCUGAGGAAACACCGCCAAUGCUAAUUAACUCUGGAAAACUGAUGAUUGGAGUGAAUGCCCUUGAUUCUGGACACCAUGAUGAUAACAAUAAUG